Limulus polyphemus (Atlantic horseshoe crab) is the source of this 6558-nucleotide messenger RNA. Its product is annotated as GTPase-activating Rap/Ran-GAP domain-like protein 3. The coding region runs from base 250 to 3210 and encodes 986 amino acids. Gene Ontology annotation, cellular component: cytoplasm. Gene Ontology annotation, biological process: regulation of small GTPase mediated signal transduction; activation of GTPase activity. Lineage: Eukaryota; Metazoa; Arthropoda; Merostomata; Xiphosura; Limulidae. The record is from RefSeq and is a predicted model, not a curated record. The transcript has 30 exons. Gene Ontology annotation, molecular function: GTPase activator activity.
CACAAGUGUUCUUCUGCUCAUCCAAACCUCAAAGAAAGCUGAUGACAAGUACAAGAAUUGGCGAACUAGAAGCUCCAUAAAACUCCUAUUGAAGUUAACAUUUGAAUGGUUUGGGAAUACAAGCUUCUCCAUGUAUUAGAAUAGUUACAUCAAAUUAUACAACUGACGAUGGACUAAACUCUGCAUCUAAUCUGUACAACAACAGGUGUAUAAGUUAAAAGAUACAAGCUCUGAGAACGAGAUUACAAAAUGAUGAAUCUACGUCAAGUCCGCCGUCGACGCCUUACACGCUCGGAUAACAGUUACGACGUUUCAGGAGGGUGGAAGUCACUGAUUCGAGAGUCUCUACUUCAAACUACAUGGCCUAUUUCAAUCAGUGUUGAGUCUGAUGACGAAGAAUAUGACCUUUUCCACUUGUGUAGCUCAUCAUCAGCUGAUCUUGGUGCGCGCCGAGGAGUCUUCAGUCGCCGCCAUUAUGGAUCUGUGGAGAUGCUUGCUUCCGUUGAACACGAGAGUGGCGACCUCUUUCGCCGAUUUCGAGUGGAAAGUGGAGAAAGGGUGGAAAAAGAAGAACUGUAUGGCUCACCUAGUACUCCUGUUUUGGAAAAUCCUGAAUAUCAGACCAGGUGGUAUUUCAAAUACUUCCUUGGACGACUUCAUCAAAACUAUGCAGGAGUAGAUGGCGAGAAGAUCCCUUUCUUUCUAUCCGUGGUUCUUACCGAUUCUAAUACUCAAGGGGUUCAACAAUACAGAGCCAUCUUGUGGCGAAAGUCGGGUGCACAGAAGAUUAGCCUGUCUCAUACACAGGGGAAAGCGCUAACAGUGAAGUCUAUUCUAAGCAAUUUUCAGAACAUGGAUAAACUAGAAAAGGCUCCAAGAGAAAUAUUUGUUCCAGAAUUACAAAAGGAUCUGCUCCUCCUUGAAGAACAAGAGGGAUCUGUUAAUUUCAAGUUUGGAGUUCUCUACGCUAAAGUAGGACAAACAGUAGACGACGACAUGUUCAGCAAUGAGAAUGGAAGUAAAAAUUUUGACCAAUUUCUCUCUUUGCUGGGAGAAAGAAUUCGACUAAAAGGCUGGGACAAAUAUAGAGGUGGUCUAGACGUUAAAGGAGACAUGACUGGGAAGUACUCCAUCUACACCAUUUAUGAAGGACAUGAGAUAAUGUUCCAUGUAUCCACUCUUCUGCCUUAUUCUAAAGAUAAUCGUCAACAGGUUGAAAGAAAAAGACAUAUUGGUAAUGACAUCGUCAACAUUGUGUUUUUGGAUGGAAACCAUCAGCACCAUUUUUCGUUUAAGCCUUCAAUGAUCAAGUCCCAGUUUACACAUAUUUUCGCAGUUGUAACUUAUAACCCAGAAGACGAGUCGUACAAGCUCUCAGUUUCCUCUGAAGAAUCCGUACCUUUGUUUGGACCCACCCUACCAAGUUUUCCAGUGUUCAGAAACUUACAGGAAUUCCGAGAGUUUUUGCUUGUCAAAUUGAUAAACGGUGAAAAAGCAGCUUUCAACACCCCAACUUUUGCCCAGAAACGAGAGCGAACUCUGGAUAUGCUGAUAAAGGACUUGUAUACAGAACACAUGGCUGAUAAUCGUGGGACAAUGUUGAACAGACGAGCUUUCAGUGACGUACUUCCAGAAGCACCUCGUGGUUCACGGAGAAAAGAAGAAGCCCGCCAGGUGGAGUUUGUUCGGAUAGGUCAGGCAUUGAAACUGGACACGAUCGUCAAAGGAGAUGCCCCAACAAGUCUAGCUACCACUAGUCUGUUCAAACGAGAACCAUGGGAGCCUCAGUGCUUUUAUCCUGAUUUUCCUCAUGAUAUUACGUGCGGAGAUUCUUGGGGAGAAAAUCGAUUGAUACUAGCCACUGAAGUCGGUGUGUUCCUUUUGGAAGAGGGAACAGCACACCGGCCAAUCUUCGACAAAACCGUGCAAGUCAGACAGCUGAGUGUAGUAGAAGCCCACGGAAUUCUUUUAUUUCGUGUCGACAAAGGCAGAGACGGUAGAAUCCAUGUUUUCAGGCUCUCGGAUUUUGAGAUUGAACCAAAAGAAAAUGGGGUUAGAGGAAAAGCGGAUAUUCGAGAUCACAGGCUCGAGAAAACAAAAGGAUGUCACUUGUAUGCCAUUAGUCGUCCUGGUGAUAGCCAUCUGCGUAUGGUUGUAGCCGUUGGGCGAAGAUUGCUUGUGUUACAGUGGCGCCACUCCGCUGCUUGGACAGCAUGGUGUGCAUCUUCAGAUACUGACACUGUGGAUGGGUUCCAGGUUAUUCGGGAGCUUCCUGUAGCGGAGCCUCCUCAACUGAUCACUCUGGUGGACAGUCCGAUAAAAGGUGGAGACAACCAGAUAUGUGCAGCCUACAAACACCAGUUUGAUCUGAUUAACGAGAAAAAUGGCGACUCACUGAGACUUCACUGUGUGGAAGGAAACAAGGUUCAUCUUGUCUCUGCUGUUGAUAUUUACGAAGAUGAAGAGGCUGAACUGCUGUUGUCUUACAAUCAUACAACUCAUUUCCAAAAAUUAUCGGAGGGUAGUUCUACAGACUUUGACUUCCAGUGGAAUGCUGUGCCAAACACUAUUGUGUGUGCCUUUCCCUAUGUUAUGGCCUUCACUACGGACACCAUCGAGAUUCGGCUUAUUAUAAACGGAAAUCUUAUUCACAAUAUGGCGAUGCCAAAACUGACCGCCAUUACCUCGAAGAGCGACAUCUUUUUUGCUAGCACAGCUCCAGAAUUCUUUCAGAUUCGACAAGAGAGGGUGAAAGUCGACAAGAUGGACCGAGAUCUCAGUCUCUCUCCUCCUCUGUCUCCUCAUUCUGUCAACAACUCGGGUUUCGUGGAUUGCAGCAAACCUUUGCGGAUUUACCGGAUGCCCUUUGGCAUACUGACUGGAAAUUUGUCGCCCUGUGAAAGACGAGCGCCUACACCGUGCAUUCCCUCCCCUCAUCCACUGCUCAACCCCCCAGAUUAUAGUGGCAAUUUCUUGUUACCGGAAUCUCAGGAUAAUCACUUGCGAGCGGAUCCUCGACCAAGUAGAAGUGCAACCUCGUCUCCAGUUCCACCUCUUCCUAUUAUUUCUCACAACCAGGGGUCGUCUAACCGUAAAAUGAUUAAAGAUUAUAUUUAUUCAGCCAGUUCAAACUCCAGUAUUAACAAAAGUGAGUGUUAUACGCCCUUACAUAGUCCCCAGAUCUUCACGGAGGCUAAGGACGACUCCUGAUUCAAUCGUAUAGCUAGCAGUUUUUAUUGUGACAACUUGCAUACAACUGUAUAGUUAUUUCAAACGUUUUGCUAUUUGGUGUGUCAUAACAUUGUUCAGAUUUUUCUGCAUCUCUUACAUCCAAAAGAUAUAAAAACAAGAAGAAAAACUCUGAAACCUCUGAAAAUUACUAAACAUGAUCUCUAUGCCAAAUUUCUGAGAAUAAUUGUUAUUUGAUCUUGUGUAUACUUUGGAAAACUGUGCUAACUUUUUUUUUUCUGCUAAGUUAGAAUUAUUGUUGCCAAAAUGCUAGGAAGAAACUCGAAUUAAAAAAAAUGCUUAAAUAGUAAAACAAAAGAACGAGAACAAAAAUGCGUAUUGUCUACCGUCGAGAUGAAAGUUUUGAAUGCAUAUGAAAAUACUGUAUGCUUUAUGAAAUUUCCUAUCAGUAAUCUCGUUAUUAUGAAACGAAACAUCAUUGUUUAAUGGGGAAAAAAAAUAACUGCUAAAUUGUAAAAUCCAAUCUCAGUUUGACCAAUUUAAAUUGAAAAUAAUCCGUUGAGUCUCUUUAAGACAUAUUUAAAUAAAGCUUUCUUUGUGGUUAGCACUAGUAGGUCGCGUUAUUCAUAUCUUCUGUGACUAACGGUUGUUUCUGAACGCUGAAAUUAAUUCAACUCCGAUAUAAUCAUUUACUGAAAAUAAUUAUAAUAAUAUGGCGCUUCUUACAAAACAAGUAACUCAACAUAAUGAUAAAAUAAAAGAUAUAAGAAACUGAGCUUUAAAACAUUUAAGUUUGAGUGGAAUAUCAGCUAAAAAUCAUGGUGUAAUGGAUUUUAUAUAAAAAGCGCCAUCUAGGAAGUCCAGAUGUUCUCUACACAACGUGCCUUUGGAAAUAAAUUGUGUCUUGGGGUAAAUAACCCAGACGUAGGCUUAAGUUCUAAGUGUUAACGCCCGAAAUUGAUAGAUUUACUUGAAUAUCCUUCUAAAGUAUAAUAUAAUUCUUUUGUGGAAAUACAAUGUUGAAUAUUGUGUAAUUUCUGAUACAAAGGAAGCUAAAUAAACUAACGAAUUUGCAUGCGUAUCUGUUCCAGUACAAUAGCUACAUCCGUAUGCGUUAUUUCCGUAGCUAACUAUAAACUUCCGUUAGUGUUAUCAAGGAUUAUGUGUGUUUAUUUUCACUAUUUAGUUGCACAUAGAGUUAUAAAUAUCCACUAAGUCUGUGUGAUUAAGAUAAAUAAAUAAUCCAGGAUUACGUUUAUUUUUUUAGAGUAAAUACACAUACUUAGAAAAGAAAGAAAUAUCAUUGUCAAAUUAAUUUUAUUAUUAAAAAUCAUCACGGCAACAGAGUUUGAGAGAAAAUAGUAAUAGCAUAAAUUAAUAGCAUAAUAUUAAUGAAGUUUUUUAAAGUGCAUACAUUGUUAGUUUAGAAUUCGAUGAAAAUAAAAUAAUAGUCUUUACAUUCUUCUAUGAAUAUUAAGCGGUAUAUAAGUUAAUAAAUCGUUAUCGGAUAAUUUUGUCUUGCAUUUGGUAAGAUUUGUAAUUAUUUUUGUGAAGGAAAUUACUUAAGAUAAUUACUAUCCUGAUCGCUAGAGUGCAGCAAAUACUGAGCGUAUUUCAUGUAUGUUUUUUUUUUCUUUAUCAUAAAGCAACACAAGAGGCUAUAUGCGUUUUGUCCACCACAGGAAAUAUAUCCCCGGGUUUUAGCGUUGUAAGUACGUUAACUUACCGCUGACUUACCAGGGGGACACACGUGCUUUAUGUGCAUAGAAUAGCUAGUACAGUGGUUAUGAAUGAUGAAACGUCGUGAAAAACUACCUUAAUAUAUUGGUUUUCAGAGAAUGGUUGAGAUGGAAAUGCUGGAAGACUAUCAAUGUCGUUUUUGUUUUAAUAUUUGUAAUACACUACCUCUAAAAAAAUCUUGAAAGUAUUAUCUUAAUCUCCUAAAAUAUACUGUAUACCGUUAUCUUUUUUUUUGUAGAAUCAUUUUUCCAUGAUUUGUAGGAAAAUUAGUAAAUUCAUUCUACGAACGUAUUUCUGCGAACUGCUGAGUUAAAAGAAAUCACAGUCGUCUGCUUAUUUUGUAUUUACAAACCUUUCGCUGGCGCUUUAGGAUAAAAAGUUUUGUUGAAAGAGGCAAUGUGUCUUUUGUUAUUUUCUUGCGCUUUAGGACACAAAGCUUUGUUGAAAGAGGCAAUGUGUCUUUUGUUGUUUACUUGCAGAUAGAUGUCGACCUAUUUAUGUAUUGAAUGUAUUCUCUAUGAAUAUAACCUAUCAGACCAGUUUCUGGAUGAAGGUUUUGGUUGGUUUGUUUAAUUACGCGCAAAUCUACUCGAGAGCUAACUGCGCUAGCCGUGUCUGAUUUAGGGGUGAUAGACUAGGGGGAAUGCAGCUAGUCAACACCACCCGGAUAUUUUUUUACCGUAACAUUAUAACGCUCCUAAAGCUGAAAGAGUAAGUAUGUUCGAUGACAGGAAUCGAAUCCGCAACCCGAAAAUUGCGAGUAAAAUACCUUAACCAACAUGCUAGGCCUUUGAAAGUUUUGGAACUUCAUGUUCAAUUAGGAAUUAAGACCUUCAUCAGGACUUUCUAUAACCUCAAAUGUAUUCAAGAAGUCUAAUGAAAAGAAAGAGGUUCAUAAAAAUUACAUUCAACAUACCGACCACUCUACCAGAACCUUCUUUGAAAGGAGGUGUGUAUGUUACUUGAUACGCUACUGUAACCCAGUGUUUUUGUAAUACAUACCACGUUUGUCAAGUUUUAGUUUAUUCAAGUGUAUAGUAAAUUAAGCACUAUUUUUAUGUUCGUUCAUACAAAGAAAACAUAACAAUUUAGUUACCGAAUUUUGAGUUCUUGUUCAUGUAAUAUAGAUUAUUAAUUGCCCUACUGACCCAUUAGUUUCAAUUGCCUUUGGAAUUGCAGCUAUUGCUAAAUAUAAACUAGGUUGUGAAAAAAAUCAAUGGCAGAGUUGCUUUGCCUAUCUUUUCCUGUAAUUAUUUACUAGACGACACAUUAAACUAGUCAUUCCUCAGUUGCUAACGAUUUGUGAUAUUUUGUUUGGUUUUAUAAUGGUAGCUCUUAGAAAUAAUUCAAUACUUCAAAUAUGAAGCGUUUCCAAAACUUUUGUUCCAAUUGUGAUGUAUACCUGAAAUACGUUGGGCAGUCCAAAGAAUGGGAAGUUGUCCAGGCCAGGGUUUAUAAAGCAUGUUUGUUUGUUUUUCCCUGUAUUUUCCUUCUUUUCAGAAAAUAUUGUAUAUGAAAUUACUAAAAUUGUGGAGAAUUGUGUGGUUUUCAUUCCAAAAGUAUAGAAAUUUUGUAUACCGUAUAUUUGGAUUUCAGCAGACAGCACAUUUAAAUUUACCCUUGAAAUAU